Messenger RNA from Kickxella alabastrina, 252 nucleotides. RefSeq lists its product as uncharacterized. Gene Ontology annotation, molecular function: protein dimerization activity; DNA-binding transcription factor activity, RNA polymerase II-specific; RNA polymerase II cis-regulatory region sequence-specific DNA binding. Gene Ontology annotation, biological process: regulation of transcription by RNA polymerase II. Lineage: Eukaryota; Fungi; Kickxellomycota; Kickxellomycetes; Kickxellales; Kickxellaceae. The transcript has a single exon. The record is from RefSeq and is a predicted model, not a curated record. The annotation marks the transcript as partial.
GCACCCACAGACGCCAAAGCCGAGUCCUCUUUGCCAAACACCACAAAUGGGGCGAAAAAGGCAGAGCGCGUAACCCGGGUGACGAAAAAGAAGGGCGAGCUAUUAACAGAGAACGAGAAAAAGGCCAAUCACAUUGCGUCGGAGCAGAAGCGCAGACAGAAUAUACGCGUGGGAUACGACCAGCUGAUUCAAAUCGUGCCCACUUUGACGCCAUCGCAGAGGAGCGAAGCCCUGAUUUUGCAAAAAACCGUC